This is a messenger RNA of Gadus macrocephalus (Pacific cod), 1224 nucleotides long. RefSeq names its product B-cell linker protein. Lineage: Eukaryota; Metazoa; Chordata; Actinopteri; Gadiformes; Gadidae. The record is from RefSeq and is a predicted model, not a curated record. Bases 172 to 963 code for a protein of 263 amino acids. Gene Ontology annotation, biological process: intracellular signal transduction; cell surface receptor protein tyrosine kinase signaling pathway. The transcript has 11 exons.
GCUGGGUUUCAACGACGCACUAGGUGAGGAAUUAAAGCUAUAGACACCACAAGUGGUGACGUCUCAGAGUCUGUACUAGUUUUUACACGGUACUUGGUUCCACUGUGCAGUUUGAUAUUAAUAAGGGGAUCUUAGAUACAUGCAACUUAAAGAGAUGCAGGUGGCGGUGAUAUGACCAUCCAGGUCUCCGCUGUGAUCAUGGAGGGAAGAACCAGAGGCACGGGGAGCAGGCAGAAGCUGACGCUCUGCAGAGCCACGGAGGAGCCCAAAUACCUGGAGACGGAUGGCUGGGAGGGGAACUCAGACAGCAUGAAUCACCUGUCAGCCAGGUCUACAAGCGUCGUCAGAAACAAUGACGCCCCGGCUGUGAACAGAGACCUCAAGCCAGGCAGGAGGGACGCCUCGUUGGGUCAUAUGGAGGAAGUCAAGCACACGCUGCCUGAGGAGCAAAAGGAGCAGCUCAUAGAGGUUCCACAAAGGUCCUCUGGAUCCAUGCUACCCAAGGACCUGGUUCACCACAUCGCUGCACUGAAUCUUCACAGAGCCUCCAGGCGACGAUCAUCAAACGCACCAAGAGGGCUCCUUCACGGAGAUGAAUGGUAUUCCGGUGCGUGUGACAGAGCCGAGGCAGAGCAUGCCCUCCACCUCAUGAACAAGGAUGGGGCGUUUCUGGUGAGGGACUGCUCCGGGGGCACCCACAGUGCACCGUUUGUCCUGGCUGUGUACCAUGAGAAGAAAGUCUACAACAUCAAAAUACGGUUUAUUGAACACAAAAACAAGUACGCCCUGGGAACAGGAAAAAGGGAAAACGACAUGUUCGACACUGUUGAAGACAUCAUCAAAUUUCAUUCCACUUUCCCGAUAGUACUCAUCAACUUGACUACACGAACAACCCAAUCCCCACCCAACUGCAUCUUAACAAACCUGAUCACUAGAGAGGACAUCAACAGGCUACUUCAAUAGCACUGCCCUCUUGUGAUUUAUUUGUUCCUCACUAUUGAUGUAUCAAGACCAUAACUGUUGCAUUCCAUGUGCACCCUGUAUGAUUUCUGCUCAUGCAAUCUGUAAAUAACUUAUUACAAUUUCCUUACUUACAAGUCUUGUUCCCACCCGAUACGUUCCUUUCAUUUUUGUAAGGUUCAGUCCCACUAUUAUUUACUAUUUAGGUAGCCUCUUAUAUGUGAAAUAUGCUGAAUCAAAAUAAUAAAAUCAGACGUAUUUUGA